AUGGCCCCCAGCCAUAGCUGGCGCGCAUUAGCGUUAUUCAUCGCAACUAUUACACCGAUCGCAAAGGCCGACAUUUGCUCAACUCUCGCUCAAGGCGGCAUCUCAAUCGAAUAUCCAGUAUCAAUCGAUUACUCCACCGACCUGACCAAAUAUUGGUCUGCAGCAUGUGGAGACCUCAAACCAACAUGUAUUGCUGCACCGUCUAGUGCCGCAGAAAUGGCACAAAUAGUCAAACAAUUGCACGAUGUUGACACAUUAUUUGCUGUCAAGUCUGGUGGACAUAACCCCAACAAUGGAUUUGCUAGUAUCCAGGAUGGGUUGUUGAUUUCAACCAAGAACCUGGAUCAGGUGGAUUAUAACGAAGAUGAUAAAACUGCUGUUAUUGGCCCUGGUCUUUCUUGGGAAGAGGCGCAAGAAGGUUUGGAUGGUACGGGCCGAGCAGUUGUCGGAGGGCGACUUGGUGGCGUUGGAAUCGGAGGGUAUAUGCUCGGAGGUGGUAUGAGUUUCCUUAGUACUCAAUACGGGUGGGCUGCGAACAACGUGGCAAACUUUGAAGUCGUUCUUGCUAAUGGGACGAUUGUCAAUGCUAAUGAGAAGGAAAAUACCGAUCUUUUUGCGUCCCUGAAGGGAGGAGGUAACAACCUUGGUAUUGUCACUGCAUACACCAUGGAUACUCACCCCAUUGGCAAAGUUUGGGGAGGCAACUAUAUCUUUACCUCAGACAAGACACCUCAGCUUCUGGAGGCACUCCGCAGCUUUGUGGACGACUAUCCAGAUGACAAGGCAGCCAUCAUCCUGACUAAGGAACAUGGAGCUCUUGGUGUGAUUGACCUUUGGAUUAUGUUCCUCUUCUAUGACGGACCCGAACCACCAGCUGGUGUUUUUGACGAGUUCCAGGCCAUUGAUCAUACUUCCACGACGAAGACAUGGGACUCGUACUAUGAUCUGCUCAAAAACAACGACAAUUUCAUUCUUCACGGACAACGCUAUACAAUUGCGACAGAGACAACGCCAGUUCCUAAUUCAACAGUGGGCUCCAGCGUGUUACAAGAGUACCACGACCAUUGGUACAAUGUCACUGAGUCUGUGAUUGGCGUCACGGAUGUUAUUGGAUCCAUUGCCUUCCAGCCAGUUCCCAAAUCAUUCACUCGACAGGCCAAGGCACGCGGCGGAGAUCUUCUCGAUGUUCCCGAUGAUACAAACUACAUUUUCAUUGAACUCGAUUUCUCCUAUGCCUUCGCAAUUGACGAUGACAAGAUAGAUCAGGCCAAUCAGAACUUGUAUCAGGGAAUGGAUAAUCUGGUCCAAAAGAACAUUAAAGAAGGUCUUCUACCCGACGUAUACCGUCCACUGUUCAUGAAUGAUCUCUAUUACCGCCAGGAUUACUGGGGCCGCAUCAAGCCGGAAUCUAAGGCGUUGGCACUGAAGACCCGUCUUGAUGUUGACCCUGAGGGAUUCUUCCAACAGCGCACCAGCGGUGGUUGGAGAUUGAAGGAGUGGAAUGAUGGCAACCUCAUCCCCGGCUUGGAUGAUUUUUGUUGCAUCCUCUUCAACGUCCACGUAUUCACUUUCAACGCUAAUCCCACAGCUGGUGAGAAUUUUGGUCUGGAUUCCUGGAUACCGCUCUUCAAGCAGAGGGAACAGCUCCGAUAA
This is a messenger RNA of Penicillium angulare, 1653 nucleotides long. RefSeq names its product FAD-binding oxidoreductase. The coding region runs from base 1 to 1653 and encodes 550 amino acids. The record is from RefSeq and is a predicted model, not a curated record. Lineage: Eukaryota; Fungi; Ascomycota; Eurotiomycetes; Eurotiales; Aspergillaceae. Gene Ontology annotation, molecular function: FAD binding. The transcript has 6 exons.